UUCUCUUUGUUUAUUUAUUUCUCUCCCCAUAGACAAUAGAAGCUAUAUCUCAAAUAAUUUCCCAAAAACUUCAAAGCUCAAAAAAAUUUUCUUGAGGACAAUGGCUUCUGCUUCACCGCCACCACCGUCAACAUCCCUAACAUCACAACAACCGCCUUCUCAGCUUCCCCUCCGUGCGAUGCCGGGAUCGUACGGUUGGCCAUUGGUGGGACCGUUAUCGGACCGUUUAGAUUACUUCUGGUUCCAAGGACCUGAGAAGUUUUUCAAGACAAGAGCAGACAAAUACAAGAGCACUGUGUUCCGUACAAAUAUCCCUCCGGCGUUUCCUUUCUUCGGCGACGUUAACCCUAACAUCGUCGCCGUCCUCGACGUCAAAUCUUUUAGCUAUCUCUUCGACAUGGAUCUAGUUGAUAAAAGAGAUGUUCUCAUCGGCGAUUUCCGUCCUAGCCUCGACUUCUACGGCGGCCUUCGUGUCGGAGUUUAUCUCGACACCACCGAGCCUAAGCACGCCAAGGUAAAAAGUUUCGCCAUGGAAAUACUAAAACGAAGCUCGGAAGUAUGGCUACGAGAACUUCUCUCAAACCUCGACAAGUUCUGGGAAACAGUGGAAUCCGACAUUUCUAAAAACGACGCUGCUUCGUACAUGUUCACUCUCCAACGCUGCAUCUUCAGUUUCCUCACCAUCUCCCUCGCCGGCGUAAACCCCUCCGUAUCGCCGGACAUCGCCGAGAACGGGUGGAAGAUGCUCAAUAAAUGGCUCGCGAUUCAGGUCAUCCCCACCACCAAGAUCGGCCUUCUUCCGCCGCUUGAGGAGAUCUUUCUCCAUUCCUGGGCUUACCCUUUCUUCCUCGUCGCCGGAGAUUACAAGAAGCUCUACAAUUUCAUCAGCGAACACGCUGGAGAUGUUCUCCGGUUAGGUGAAAAGGAAUUCGGGUUGACCCGAGACGAGUCGGUCCAUAAUCUCCUCUUCGUAUUGGGUUUCAAUGCAUACGGGGGCUUUUCCGUCUUUUUACCAUCUUUGAUCGGGAAAAUUGUCGGGGACAAUACCGGCCUCCAGGAGAGGCUGAGAUUGGAAGUCAGAAAAAUCUGCGGGUCCAGGUCGGGUUUGAAUUUCCGGACGGUUAACAAAUUGGAGCUGGUGAAAUCUGUGGUUUAUGAAACGCUGCGUUUAAGUCCUCCAGUUCCUCUUCAGUUCGCACGUGCCAGAGAAGCUUUCAAGAUAAGCUCACACGACGCCGUUUUUGAGGUAAAGAAAGGCGAGCUUCUCUGCGGCUACCAACCGCUUGUGAUGAGAGACGCUAACAUCUUCGACGAUCCGGAAGAAUUUAAACCAGACCGGUAUAUUGGUCAAACAGGAUCUGAACUGCUUAAUUAUCUCUUCUGGUCUAAUGGUCCACAAACCGGUACGCCUAGCCAGUCCAACAAGCAGUGUGCAGCCAAGGAUAUGGUCACGUUCACAGCUUGCUUGAUCGUUGCCGAUUUGUUUCUCCGGUACGAUAAAGUUACCGGUGACGUCUCGAGUAUCACGACCGUUGAAAAAGCUAAAUUAGUAUGAUUCAUUAAUGGAUUAUAUAAUUAAUCUUCACCUGUUUAAUAUGUUCGUAGUGUAUAAUCAGUUUAUAAGCUAAAAUAAUGCGAAUUGAAACACAAAUUACCAUGUCAUGUCAGUGGGAUUAUUAUUUAAAA
Messenger RNA from Eutrema salsugineum, 1686 nucleotides. RefSeq names its product linolenate hydroperoxide lyase, chloroplastic. Gene Ontology annotation, molecular function: oxidoreductase activity, acting on paired donors, with incorporation or reduction of molecular oxygen; heme binding; monooxygenase activity. The coding region runs from base 101 to 1555 and encodes 484 amino acids. The record is from RefSeq and is a predicted model, not a curated record. Lineage: Eukaryota; Viridiplantae; Streptophyta; Magnoliopsida; Brassicales; Brassicaceae. The transcript has 2 exons. Gene Ontology annotation, biological process: sterol metabolic process.